AUGAGUGUGUACCAUGGAUCUACCAUGACGAGCCUCCAACAGCCGAUCUACCCCGUAAAUCCACCUGAUCCGCCGCCGAAGUCGCCUUCCAAGGUGGUUGUGCCUAUCCUGGGCCAAAAGACUUCCUCGAAUGUGCGGAGAUUGCCUCCGAAAAGUACCAUCAAUGAGGUCAAUGGAUCCACUACCAAACCGGCUGCUAUUAUCAAGCCACGGCUCACGUAUGAGGAGUUUCUUCCGUUGGUGCGGAGCGAGUUCACGAAACUCCAUAGUAAAACGCUGCUAAACUCAGCAUUCGAAUGGAUCGAGUAUUCGUAUCAGCUAUUCGAACAACUGAAGAUUGCCACGGAUCCAGACAUAGCGCUUCGAUCCUACAUUCGGGGCUAUAUCGUAUUUCACUACUUCGUAAAUCAGUUUAUUAUGGACUAUUUCAACGGCUUCGGCCUGUUCAUGAAGACCUCUCGUAAGGAUUUCAUGGUCUACUUGAACCUCUACGAGUUUUAUCGCUCGGACGAAAUCUUGAGCGCAGAUGCGUUCAACGUAGACUUGGUGCUACUAAGAAAGUGGAUCAUCGACUUCUUGGUCGCUGAGAAGGGCGUUUCGCUCGAUCUAGAGUCUCUCUUCGAUUGGCUCGACAAGUAUGUGGACUAUUUCAAGACCAAUAAGAACCCUGAAGAUACUGAAUUCGAGGAUGACUUGAUCCAGGACGAAGAUUUCGACGAUGUGGAAUCUCUGGAAUUCCACACCGCUUAUCCUCCAUCUACAACUCGCACCAACACUGGUGGCCUGGACCAGACGAGCCUUUUGGCUGGAAAUGAAGAGGAGUUUAUUCAAGCCUUUCCUGAGAUGCCCGACCAUCUUUCUGGGCCAAAGUCGCUCAAGAGCAAGCAACAACCUGAGAAGGCUGCUCAAAGUAGUAAAACCGCAGGACCAAAAGACGUCAUCGAGACUCCUUACCCUGUCUCAUUCCAUGCCUUUGAUGAUGAACCCUCGUUCGAAAAAAGUAGCACCAAACGACCACCUUCUCGGCCUGCUGGUGCUUCGAACAAUAACAUGAGAGGUCCUCCAAGGGCUUCCACGCUGGGGUAUUUUCCGAGAGAAAGCCAAAUCCCCAACCAUCUUGGAAGCUUUACAGCUCUUACAGAUUCAGUAUUUUCAAGUCCAAAUGUUCAAACAGCUUAUUUGGUCAAUCAACCCAGUGCCCAAAACAACGAGUACAAACACAACAACAAUUUCAAUCAAAAUUACCCUCCAACGUCUAUUCAAUCAUAUGAGCGUUCACUUCCACCUUUGAGUGGAUUCAACAGCACUCUAUCUCCCGAAGUGGUCGUCUCUCCGCUAGGAAGAGGAAGACCGCCUCCACCUCAAAACUAUAAUAUGAAUCGGCCACACACAAUCAGCAACGGUCAAUUUCAUGGUGGAAAUCAAGUUCAAUACAAUGGCUGGCUGGACCAGCCUCAAAUCCACCCUCAAAGUAUGAUGAAUUCGAACUUUAUUCAACAAGCGCCGCAAAAUCCACAGUUCCAGUAUUCUGCGAAUCCCUUCAAUCAGCAACAGCAGGCUCAGCAGCACCACAUUCACCGAAGAAACCAACUUGCAAGAAACUUGGGUAUAAGCGGUUUAGUAAAUCAUGGCUCGACUUGUUACAUAAAUCUGAUAGUGCAGGUUCUCGGUGGAAUUUUCGAUUUCUACAGAGUUUUGUCACUUUGCACAAAACGUCUGCAAGUCGGACCCCUUACGCAUGCAUUGAUGACUUUGUUAUACAGCUUUCAGAAAAGUGGAGGCUCAAAUAUCAAUCCUUCUCUGUUUCUCAGAACUGUGUCUAAACUCAAACCCGAUUUCCACAUUCCAAGAGAACAGCAAGAUGCACAAGAAUUCUUAUUAUUUAUUUUACAAACUCUACAUGAAGAGAAUUCUUCGAAACCAGAACAUGAUGUGCAAGACUAUUUAAAAACCUGGCAGAUUGAUGUGAAUCCACAAGACAAAGAGGAGUAUCUUAAGUGGUACAAGACUCUUGUUGAGGCGGAAAAGAGGUCACCUAUCAAUGAUAUGUUUCAAGGGCAUGUGCAGAAUAAAUUGAAGUGUAACAAAUGUGGCUUUCUGUCCAUUAGCUAUAGCCCCUUUACCAUUUUAUCGCUCCCGAUCCCUCUGACAGGCUCAGGAAAUGUUGAUUUAAGCUAUUGCAUUCUGUGCUAUUCGCAAGAUGAAGUGCUAUGUGGAGAAAACGCCUGGCGUUGUCCUAAAUGCAACAAAACUGAAGGCGACGGGAAGGAAAACCCAAUGGAUGUUGUGUUCCAACCCAAACGAGGAUUGUUCCGACUCCCAAAGAGGGGUAAAUCUCCCCCUAAAAAGAUGGACUCAACCAAAUUAAAUGCGCCACCCGCCAUUUCUAUCAAGCUGCUUACUUUCAUCAAGUUGCCUCCAAUUUUGUUCAUUCAUCUCUCUCGAUUUUUCAUGGAUAGUCAAACUGAUAAGCUCAGUACUCAAAUAAAAUUCCCAGCCCGCUUGAGUUUCUCGAGAGAGGGUCAUGACAUAUGGUACGUCCUAGUCGGCUUGGUGAAUCACUAUGGAAGCCUUAAAAGUGGGCAUUACACGGCUGAGGUGAAUAGAGCAUUUAGUGACCCGCAAAAUUAUCCAGACCCUGUGGAUCAACUGUUUUGGUGUACUUUUGAUGACCAGAACAUUCGUAUGCGGGAGCAUAUUGGUGAAGGUCGAAACAAAAACCCAAAGCAGACGUCUGAGAGCGUGUAUGUCUUAUGUUACCAGAGAGUGAAGUAG
Molecule: messenger RNA, 2775 nt
Organism: Australozyma saopauloensis
Lineage: Eukaryota; Fungi; Ascomycota; Pichiomycetes; Serinales; Metschnikowiaceae
Product: ubiquitin-specific protease
Exons: 1
Coding region: 1-2775 (924 amino acids)
Biological process (GO): protein deubiquitination
Molecular function (GO): cysteine-type deubiquitinase activity
Source: RefSeq, a predicted model, not a curated record